CAACAUGUUUUUGGAAUUGUUGUUGGGCUUAAUUGCCAUUUUGUUUGUGUGGGAUUAUUUCAAUAAAAAACAUCGUAAUAAUGUAUUAUUUGAAUCGUGUAUACCGGGACCUAAAGCAAUGCCUAUUUUAGGCAAUGCUAUGGAUGUGAGACAUGUUAAUAGUGAUAAUGUCAUUGAUUCUAUACGCGAUUUUAAAAGAAAAUAUGGUAAAAUUUAUCGGUUUUGGGUGCUGCAUCAAUUGAGUGUUGUUAUUUUGGAUCCUGAGUAUUUGGAAAUUGUGUUGAGCAGUCAACAGAUGAUUAAGAAGAGCAGUUUAUAUGAUUUUCUGGUGGGUUGGUUGGGUCGUGGUUUGCUCUUGAGUUGGGGCAAGAAAUGGCAUUCGAGACGUAAGAUUAUAACGCCCACCUUCCAUUUCAAAAUUCUCGAACAAUUUGUGGAGAUUUUCGAUCAGCAGAGCAGUGUUAUGGUCAAGAAAUUGUACGAGAAGGCUGAUGGCAAAUCGGUUAUUGAUAUCUUCCCGGUUGUGUGUUUGUGUGCCUUGGAUAUUAUAGCGGAAACUGCCAUGGGUGUUAAGGUAAAUGCCCAAGAAAAACCCGGUCUGGAAUAUGUCCAAGCCAUAGCCAGUCUUUCCCGCAUUAUGGCAGAUCGUUUCGUUAUGCCUACGCAAAGAACUGAUUUCCUAUUCCGUUUAACGGCUCCCAAACAAUAUCAAGAAUCUCAGCGUUGCAUUAAAGUUUUGCAUAAAUUCACCACAGAUGUUAUAGAACAAAGGCGUGCGGCUCUCGAGCAAUCGCUAAAAGAUGGCUCUUUGAAAACUGAAACUGAGGAUUCCGAGUUAAAUGCCAAAAAACGCAUGGCUUUAUUAGAUGUUUUAUUACAAUCCAACGUGAAUGGUGUGCCUUUGACCAAUGAGGACAUACGCGAAGAAGUUGAUACAUUUAUGUUUGAGGGUCAUGAUACCACUACCAGUGGUAUAUCAUUUACUCUUUAUUUGAUAGCCCGCCAUCCUGAGAUCCAACAGAAACUGGUGGAGGAGAUCAAGGAAGUUAUAGGCACUGACAAAAAUACACCGGUAACCUAUCGUGAGCUGCAAGAUCUGAAAUAUAUGGAAUUAGUUAUUAAAGAAAGUCAAAGAUUAUAUCCUUCGGUGCCUGCUAUUGGUCGCGAAAUUCAAGAAGAUAUAAAAGUGGGCGCCAUUACCAUUCCCGCUAAUACAAAUGUAAAUAUUCCUUUGUUUAUGGUCCUGCGCGAUCCUGACUAUUUCAUUAAACCCAAUGACUUCAUACCCGAGCGCUUUGAUAGCACAAGCAAUGAAAAAAUCCAUCCCUUUGCCUAUACUCCCUUCUCGGCGGGACCACGCAACUGUAUCGGGCAAAAGUUUGCCGUGCUUGAAAUUAAAAGUACUGUUUCGAAAAUGUUGCGUCAUUUUGAAUUGUUACCGCUGGGACCUGAUGUUAAGCCGGUGAUUAAUCUUAUAUUACGUUCAAAAACUGGUAUGCAUAUUGGUCUUAAGCCCAGGGAUUUGCAACGUUGAUCAAAGAAAAGCAAGAAAGAGUUGCUUUUUAAUAAGUAUUUUUAUAAACAUGUAAUAAGUACACAUAGAGAACAGAUUCGUAGUAGCAAUCGAAUGAUUCGGUUGCACACAUAGAAUUUUUCGGUUCUAUCAUCAGUAAGUCAGUUCAUAAAGAAGAAUUUCGGUUGCAGCAACCAAACUUUUGUUACCCUUUCUAAAAUUUUAUAGCCACAACUGUAAAAUUCGGUCACUAAGGUAGAAUCAUUCGAUUGGCAACAAAUUCGGUUGCUAUCACGAAUCUGUUUUCUUUUUGUAGAAAUAUAACCGUAUGAUUUAAUAGUUUUUAACAAAUAGUAGUUGUAUUUAUAUAUAAAUCAAAAAUAUUUAACAUCUAAUAUUAGUUUUUUUUUAUAACAGCUCAAAUUUUAUUAUAAAACAAUUAAUCACCCCUAUCGCGAAUCAAUAUUUCACAUGAAAUAUGUUCCCUUUUCCUUUUUUCGUUCAUCAACUUUGUUCACGUGAAAAAAUUCCGCAUGCUGUGGUAUUUUGUAAACAAUAAACAGCUGUUACGAACAAAAUCAACUAUUGUGAAUGAAAAGUUCAUGGGGAAUUUCACGAUAGCAAUUUUCCCCUCGAGGGAAAUGAAUAUUUCAUGGGAACAAAAUUUCACAUGUUAUUGCCGAUAGGGGUGAAUAAAACCAUGAUUUGUCUCAAUUACUCCAAAAAUUCUCCCAUUUUUAUCAAAAGGUUUCUAUACAAAAAUUUGUUAUCAGUUCUUCAGCGUGUCAUUUCAAAUUAGAGGUCAAAUUUUCAUGACUCUGGCGCAUAAAUCAGGCUGAAUUUGAUGGCUGUGGUUUGUUGCUUAUUCGCAUAGACCUGCGAUUUAAGAAAACACCACAAAAAAAGUCCAACGUUGUCAAAACGCACGAUCUCUGUGAGCAGUUCACAUCCCACCUCUUGGGAUGACCAUGCCCUCUUGGAUCUCAUGUGGAUUGAUAUCGUCUCAAAUUCAAUAAUUUUGUUUGCUGACGUAUCCAUUUAUCCAAAAAUGGGCGAAUCGCUCUGAACGUUGCCCGAACAGAACACCCAUUUUGAUAAAACAAUUUUAUAAUUUGUAUCACCAUGAAAGGAUACAUCGUGAUUUGACAAAACAAACUGAAUAAAUUAUAUCUAAUUCGACAGAUAUAGCUUUAACAAUAUGGCCGCUAUCAAAUGUCGAAGUUCGCAAGUCCCUAUUGGAAGACCCUUUAGUUAAGUUUAUACACCUACAAAUAAAAUAUAACGUGUUUUGUAAUAUUGUAAAAAUUAAUUAUGCCUUAAUCUAUUGUUAGUUUUACGAGUAUUACUACAUUAAUAAACAAUAAUUAAAUUUUAAUAAUGAUAUUCAGUACAAUACAAUAUUAUUCAAUAAAUCAUGUAAGCUGUAAUUAAAAUAUAUA
Molecule: messenger RNA, 2952 nt
Organism: Calliphora vicina (urban bluebottle blowfly)
Lineage: Eukaryota; Metazoa; Arthropoda; Insecta; Diptera; Calliphoridae
Product: cytochrome P450 4d2-like
Exons: 6
Coding region: 5-1534 (509 amino acids)
Molecular function (GO): iron ion binding; oxidoreductase activity, acting on paired donors, with incorporation or reduction of molecular oxygen; monooxygenase activity
Source: RefSeq, a predicted model, not a curated record